Gloeophyllum trabeum ATCC 11539 is the source of this 1153-nucleotide messenger RNA. RefSeq lists its product as uncharacterized. The coding region runs from base 1 to 849 and encodes 282 amino acids. The record is from RefSeq and is a predicted model, not a curated record. The transcript has 4 exons. NCBI's taxonomy places the organism in Eukaryota, Fungi, Basidiomycota, Agaricomycetes, Gloeophyllales, Gloeophyllaceae.
AUGGGGAAGCUCAAUAUUGCCCACCAUAAAUCCUACCACCCUUACAGGUUGGACAAUAUCGAGCGUGUGCGGCGCGAUGAAGAGGCUGCGAGGCUUAAGGCAGAGGGGGAGGAAGAUCGAAUGCGUGUCGCCGAUGCAGAGGCACGAAUGGAUGCUCUGCGAAAGCGAGCAGGUGUAUCUGGAACAAGCGUAGAGCUGGAGGGUGCACUCGUAGUCACAGAACCGAGCGCGGGUCCUAGCACUGGACGGGACGAAGCGGACAGACUCACGACGGCACGGGGACACAUAAAUCUCUUUGCAGAUAUCGAGCAGCAAUCCAUAUCCGAGGCAUUGCGCAAGGUCAAGAAGAGCGUACCUGCCGAAACGGAGAAGGGCGUGCCGUUAGCCCCAUCGGAAAAGGACCUCAACCCGUGGUACUCGGAUAAGAGCGGGAAGGGGAAGGAGGUGGACGAUGGCCGGAGGACACGAGACCUAGCACGCCAAUCCCGCGACGACCCCCUCACCUUUAUCAACUCCCAACUCUCGUCCUCCUCUACCUCGUCCUCACGUUCCAAACCUCCCCCUAGACGGGCCCGCCAACGCCGCUCCCCCUCGCCCUCCAUGCCGCCUCCCAAAUCUUCUCCGCUGUCCCUGCAAGAGUCCCGCCUGUCCCGUGAAUCUUCUGAGCGGCAGCGCGCUCUCGCGCUGAUCGCCCGGAAGAAGCGCGAGAUGGCCGGGAGCGAGACGCCGAGCACGGUCUAUGACGAGGACCGCACUACCUACGGUGACCAGUACAAUAGGCAGGAAGUGAGGGAGGCACAGAGGGAGCGGGGCAGGGGCAAUAGAGGUAUUCGGGACAGGCGGUGGUGAGGACCGGUGUGUAUAAUUAUUCCGCUUCAGGUGGUCGCGGACUGUACGAUAAUGUUAUACUAUACGUCCUCUGCCCUCGAGUGAGGAGACUAUACAAUGGUGCAACUACGCCGUAAACGCGCCGCAGACGCGGGCGUGCGGAAUACUGCUACCGCCUCCUCUCGCCCUUGUGCAUGAACUCAUAGCACGCCUUCCCCGGCUCGACGCCUAGUAUCUCCUGUACCCGUUCGAGCGGUAACUCGCACAACUCCCUCACGCUCCCUACCUUCCCCAUCACGAAAUGCACGUUCUUUGCCGUCACCCC